Messenger RNA from Hepatospora eriocheir, 1623 nucleotides. The record is from the annotation of a GenBank genome assembly. NCBI's taxonomy places the organism in Eukaryota, Fungi, Microsporidia, Hepatosporidae.
AUGACAAAUAUAAGUUUAUCUACCCAAACUGUGUUAAUAUCAACAACUGGAUUAUCAACUGAAGAAGUAGAAUUGUAUGAUGAAAAUUAUAAAAUUGAUAAAAAACUUACACCACAAACUGCAUAUCUUGUUAGUUAUAAAGCUAUUUUUACUGAAAAAUAUAUUCAGGCUCUUAAAUGGAACAUUCCAAUUGUAAGAAUUGAUUAUUUUAAUAACAGUGUAGUGCCUAUUAAAAAGUUUGAAUCUGUUUUAUUUACAACAAGUGGUAUUAAUAAUCAUAUCUACUCAAAUUAUAUAAUUGCAAAUGGUGGAAUUUAUCAACCUAAUUGUUCUAUUUAUAUAGACUUUUUAAUCUGUGAUGAUUCCAAUCUAGAAAAGUAUAAAUUCUGUAAGAAAUAUAACAUACCCAUAAUUAAUACCGCUGAUAUAUUUUCUGAUAAUUAUAAAUUAUUUAGUUCAAAAUUAAAGUAUGACGCUAAAGAAAUCAAUAAAAAGUCUAAAUUUUUUGAUUUAGUGUUCUAUAUUGAUGAUAAAUUACCAAAAAGUGUUUAUAAUCGAUUAAAAAGAUUGAUAGUUGAAAAUGACGGUACUAGAUUUCCUACAAUUUCAGAUUCUGUAGAUUUUAUUUUAACUACUUAUUCCUUAAGCAGUAAGUAUGAAGAUAGUUCUAAACUUCUUUAUUAUCAAUAUGUAUUUGACUGUAUAGAAAGCAAUUCUUUACUUUAUGAAAACUUUUAUAGAAUUUAUAAAUAUGAAGAGUAUAAUUUCUUUAAAAAUUAUACUUUUUAUGUUUCUACUGAUUUUGAUAAUAAAACAAAAAUUGAAUUAUUUAAUAAAAUUAAGGCUUUAAAUGGUAGAAUUUCCAGUGAAAUUAGUUUCAAAGUAACUCACUAUAUAAGUAAUGAUACUGAAAUUAAUAUUAAAAAUUUACAUUCAAAUUGUAAUAUAGUUGGUUUUGAGUGGAUCAAUGAGUGCUUAAAUUAUUUAAAGUUGGUACAUAUAGGCAGAUUUACAGUUUCUAGAAGUUUAAAAAGAAUCAAAUCAGUAACACAAUGUGAUAAGGAAUAUCUCUUUCAAUUUACAGGCUGUACUAAUGAUCAAAUCAAAGAAAUUAUUAGUGAAUUUAAUAGAUUAAAAAUUAAAUAUAUUAUUAGUGAUAAAUUUGAGAAGAGUACACAUUUAAUAAUGGGUGAGAUUAAUACAAGUGAAAAAUUAUUUUGUUCAAUAGUAAACGGAUGUUGGAUAAUCAAACCUGAAUUUAUAAGUGAGUUUGGUAAAUUUAUUAGUGAUAAAGAUUCAUUAAAUAAGGUUUUUGAAAAAUAUGAAUGGAAAGUUGAAGAUAAAGAAAACAAUUCUAAAUUAACAAAAAUUAUAAAAUCUAUAAAAACCUGGAGACAAAGAAUACAAAGUGGUGGUAAAAAACCUUAUUAUAACUGGAAAAUCAAAUUAUACUGUAAUAAAGAUAAAUAUGAUGGAUAUAAAAAGUUAAUUGAAAGUGGUGGAGGUACCCUCACAUCUGAAAAAGAUUAUACACACGUAUUUGUUGAUAAAAAUUAUAAAGAACAAAUAUCGGAAAGUAAAAAUUAUUCAAUUGAUUAUUUAUUUCUAUAUUUAUUUAAAUAA